GUCAAACUUUUUUCAGUUAUCAUUAGGUUAGUUACGUGGUUUAAAUACCAUACCAUGGCAUCCACAAUGUCGCAUCAGCUCGUGGCUUUAUCAAGACGACUUUUACCACAAACAAGAUUCGUACUUCCGAAGAGAUCUGAAAGCUCUAUUGUUUAUGAUGCUACAAGAAAGAACAUGGCUAUCCAGAGGAGUACAAGAGUUAUCUGUCAAGGUUUUACUGGCAAACAAGGAACCUUCCACAGCCAACAAGCGAUUGCAUAUGGGACCAAGAUGGUUGGUGGCGUGUCACCAAGCAAGGCAGGAACAACUCAUCUUGGCCUUCCAGUGUUUGCAUCAGUGAAGGAUGCUGUGAAAGAGACAGGGGCUGAGGCAUCUGUGAUCUAUGUGCCGCCCCCUUUUGCUGCCGAAGCCAUAAUAGAAGCUAUUGAUGCGCAAGUGCCAUUAGUUGUUUGUAUCACUGAAGGUAUUCCUCAACAGGACAUGGUUCGUGUGAAGCACAAGUUGGUGAGACAAAGUAAAACAAGACUCAUAGGUCCAAAUUGUCCAGGAAUUAUCAGGCCUGGUGAUUGCAAAAUAGGAAUCAUGCCUGGACACAUACAUAAACCAGGAAAGAUUGGUAUCGUAUCAAGGUCGGGCACAUUAACUUACGAGGCAGUGCACCAAACUACACUGGUUGGCUUGGGACAAACAUUAUGUGUUGGAAUUGGUGGAGAUCCUUUUAAUGGUACUAAUUUUGUUGAUUGCCUGGAAGUGUUCUUAAAUGAUCCUUUGACUGAGGGCAUUCUUUUGAUUGGAGAAAUUGGUGGCGGUGCUGAAGAAAGAGCUGCACAAUAUCUUAUUGAAAAUAAUAUGGGAAGAAAUAGUAAGCCUGUUGUUUCCUUCAUCGCUGGGGUAACUGCUCCACCAGGAAGAAGAAUGGGACAUGCUGGUGCCAUCAUAUCAGGUGGUAAAGGGGGAGCAGAAGGAAAAAUUGCUGCUCUCAGGGAUGCUGGAGUAAACGUAACUAUGUCGCCUGCGCAAAUGGGGACUGCCAUGAUUGAAGAAUACACCAAAUUUUAUGGAAGAAAAUCUUCUUCAUAAACCAUACAUGCUUAACGUUCAACCAGGUCAUGUGUUUAAUAAAUUGUUUAUAACCUCGUUUAUCCCAAGGUUGAGCCUGUCUUGGUGGUGAGUUUGUGACAAAUUAAAUAUAUUAUCUUUCUGUGUAAUUUAUUCCAAAAGUGAUUUUUAAGCCCUCAAGGAUUUUCGAAUAUAGUUUCUCUCAACUUGGU
Molecule: messenger RNA, 1271 nt
Organism: Styela clava
Lineage: Eukaryota; Metazoa; Chordata; Ascidiacea; Stolidobranchia; Styelidae
Product: succinate--CoA ligase [ADP/GDP-forming] subunit alpha, mitochondrial-like
Biological process (GO): tricarboxylic acid cycle
Cellular component (GO): succinate-CoA ligase complex (ADP-forming); mitochondrion
Molecular function (GO): succinate-CoA ligase (GDP-forming) activity; succinate-CoA ligase (ADP-forming) activity
Source: RefSeq, a predicted model, not a curated record